This is a messenger RNA of Eutrema salsugineum, 809 nucleotides long. Its product is annotated as auxin-binding protein 1. The transcript has 5 exons. Bases 28 to 624 code for a protein of 198 amino acids. Lineage: Eukaryota; Viridiplantae; Streptophyta; Magnoliopsida; Brassicales; Brassicaceae. The record is from RefSeq and is a predicted model, not a curated record. Gene Ontology annotation, molecular function: auxin binding.
AAUUUUGUUAAACGAAGCAUCGAGAAAAUGAUCCUGCUCUCCGUCAGUUCCUCAUCGUCAUCUUCGAUCGCAGCCGUCUUCUCCGGCGCGCUUAUUCUGUUUAACUUCUUUGAAGCUACUCUAGGAGCUCCUUGCCCGAUCAAUGGCUUGCCAAUCGUGAGGAAUGUAAGUGAACUUCCUCAGGAUAACUAUGGAAGACCAGGUCUUUCCCACAUGACUAUUGCUGGGUCCGUAUUGCACGGAAUGAAAGAGGUUGAAAUAUGGAUGCAAACAUUUGCUCCGGGUUCAGAGACACCCAUUCACAGGCAUUCUUGUGAAGAGGUUUUUGUUGUCUUAAAGGGAAGUGGUACUCUCUAUGUCGCUGAAACACAUGGAAAUUUCCCCGGAAAACCAAUUGAAUUUCCAAUCUUUGCCAACAGUACACUUCACAUUCCAAUCAAUGAUGCUCAUCAGGUCAAGAACACCGGUCAUGAGGACCUGCAGGUGUUGGUUAUUAUAUCUCGGCCGCCAAUUAAAGUCUUUACCUACGAUGACUGGUUUAUGCCACAUACAGCUGCGAGGUUGAAGUUCCCUUACUUUUGGGACGAGCAAUGCGUCCAAGAAUCGCAAAAAGACGAGCUUUGAAGCAAAGUCCGAAGGUUAACCGAGCACGAUCAUUAAAUAGUAGAAAAUCAUAGGUUAGUUUUUUUGUUUGUGUGACAAUUGAGGCUGGUAAAUUAGUGAGGGUUUUACAUGAAUGGUGUUACGAAAGAGUAAAUGAAUGUUCAAUCUUUGAAACUCUUGAGGCAAGUGAGUCUUUAUUGGUUUUG